Messenger RNA from Dermatophagoides farinae (American house dust mite), 4140 nucleotides. NCBI's taxonomy places the organism in Eukaryota, Metazoa, Arthropoda, Arachnida, Sarcoptiformes, Pyroglyphidae. The record is from RefSeq and is a predicted model, not a curated record.
CAACGGAAUUAAUUUGAUCAAAUAAAAGAAUCGUAUGAUUGCUACAGAAUUUUCAAUUUCAUUGUCCAUUCGAUGUUGAUAAAUGUUAAUGGUUUUUUUUUCUGUGAACAAAAGAAACAAAGUCAACAAUUCAAAGAUCAACGUUUAGACAAAAAAAAAGCAAGAUCCGUCGGCCAAAUUCUAUGCAAUAGUAUUCUUGUUGAUUAUCAUCAAAGAAAAUGAGCUUGGAUUGACGUACAAUGGCUGACAAUGGAUGACUAUGACAACCAAUUCAACGAAUCAAACGAGCUUGGUUAUAUAUACAUGCCAACCAAUAAAUUCACAUGAAUUAUUAAUUGGCGAUGAACACAACAUCAAAUGAUGUCGCCAUCAAAGUCAUUUUUUUUUGUCAUGAUAGUCGUGACCACUGAUAAUUGCAUGGGCUUCAUUUCCAUCUAAUUUAUCUACCUGUCCUGUUGUUGCCUUAAUUGCAAAUAUAGCCGGCGUGAUCAUUUGACAAAAAAACGAUUCAUAUAUUGUGAAUAAUGUUUCAAUAAUCAUCACUCUCAAUGCAAUUUCAAACGAAAAUCUGAGCUUUUUUUCUGUUGUUUUAAAUAUUACUUCACGUAAUACGUAAUAGAUUUUUCUACCGAAAUGUGAUUGGUGACAACCAUAUCUAGGCCAAAUUAUCAUAAUGGCACCUUAUUCUUUUCAUCUGAUCAUCAAUAAUUGUCGCUCAAAGUUUAAUGUUUCAGUUCAAUGUUUGAUGUCAUCACCAUUCGUUUUUUUUUCUUCAUAAAACAGUUUGAAUUGAUGAUCAAUUUCUGUGGAAUCAGAAUGUGACCACCACCAGUGAAUAGCGUGGUUUUUUUUCAUCAUUAUUUAUCACGUCAAUUGUUAUUGUAUAUCAAACUUUUAUUUGACUGUAAACCAAUCUAUUCUAGUGUCCGGCAUCUAUAGUGUCUGUGUCUGUGUUUAUAUUUGUGUGAAUGUCAUGUCCAAUCAAUUUGAUUUUCCAAAUAAUGGUCGUCAGUGGUUGGUAUACAUUUUGGUCUUCCAAUGAUCAUAAAAUUUAUUUCAAACAAAUCAAUGAAUAAACUGAGAAUUGAAUAUUUUCUCAUGUAUCAAAUGUUCUUUUCUCAAUGAAAUCGUGGAAUUAAUAAAUCCUAUAUACAUAUAAAAAAAAGAAAAUUGACAGAAACUACCGUACUGGCCAAACACUGUACAAACAUUGAUAAAAACUGGAAUCGAGCACUGGCGAAGACAAGGCCGUUUAGAGAGUCUUUUCAUUGGACUCUUGUACGGCAUCGGGCGAUAGGAUCGGCCGGCUUUAUAAAUAUAGUCGGUUGCUAUUUUGACCAUGAAACGGCAGAAUAUCCGUACAUUAUCGCUCAUUAUAUGCACAUUUACUUAUCUUCUUAUUGGUGCGGCCAUAUUUGAUGCAUUUGAAUCGGAAAACGAAGAUAAACAACGUGUUGCAUUGCAAACGUUCGAAAAUAUGCUCAAACGUAAAUACAAUAUGAGUGAUGAAGAUUUUCGUAUAUUGACCACUGUAGUCAUUAAAAGUGUGCCUCAUAAAGCUGGUAUACAAUGGAAAUUUUCUGGUGCUUUCUAUUUUGCCACUACUGUUCUUACUACAAUCGGAUAUGGACAUUCAACGCCAGCAACGCCUGGUGGCAAAACAUUCUGUAUGGUAUAUGCAUUGGCUGGUAUUCCAUUAGGAUUGGUCAUGUUCCAAAGUAUCGGUGAACGUUUAAAUACAUUCGUCGAGAAAGGAUUAAAACAAUGUAAAAAAUGUUUUCGUUGCAAAAAUCAAGAGGUAUCUGAAUCGAACCUGAUAUUGUUUGUCAUGUUAUUGUCGACAAUUGUGAUGACAACGGGUGCGGCCAUGUUUUCUACAUUCGAACAAUGGAACUAUUUUGAUGCCUUUUAUUAUUGUUUUAUAACGCUCACAACUAUCGGUUUUGGUGAUUAUGUUGCCUUGCAAAAAGAUCGUGCCCUACAACAGCGACCUGAAUAUGUUGCAUUUUCCUUGGUGUUCAUCUUGUUUGGCCUAUCAGUGGUAUCUGCUGCUAUCAAUCUUCUUGUGUUACGAUUCCUUACGCUCAACACUGAAGAUGAAAGACGUGAUGAAGCUGAAGCCGCCACUGCCGCACAGAGUGCCGUACGCCUUGAAGGCGAUGUCAUUACAGCAAAUGGUUCGAUUCUUGGCUCGGAGGAACAGCUACAAAAACGUGAUGGCGAAAAAUAUACUGGUGCCGGUUUGAAUGAUGAGAAUAUAUCCGUUUGUUCAUGUACCUGUUAUGGUAAUUCAUCGACACGUUAUUGGAAUGCUAGCACUCCUCGUUCCUAUCUUGAUGAUAAUAAUCCAGCCAGACCUUUAAAAACUCCAGCAUCAUCACCUCGAGUUCGUAUGGUUCGUUACUAUUAUAAUGGUGAUUCAUUACUCGGCAUGGAUAUCAAAGCAUUGGGCGAUAAUUAUGAUGGCUAUGAAAAAAUGGGUAAAAAACGACGUAAAGAACGGCUGAAAAGUGAUCUAUUUGGUUCAGCUUCUGGUAUCAGUGGACAAAGCCAUCAUCGAUCAUUGUUGUCUCGAUUAACUAACAAGUUUGGCCAUCAUCAUCAUCAGCCGUCGUCGUCAAAUGAUCGCCCUAGCCGGCGAUCCAUAUCUUUUGCUGCCUCAUCCACAACAUCUAAUCGCCGAUCGACUGAUCAUUCUACUAUGCAACAAGGAUCAUUGAUUCGUAAGCGAAACAAUAACGGCACUACGACUGAGAAAUGGAAAUCGACUCCUUCAACUACCAAUCAUGACAAUAGAGAAUUAUACAGUAUGAAAGAUUUCAGCAGUACGGUUAUGCAACGACCAACUACCAGUCACUCAAGUGCCCAACGACAUCAAUCUCCUAGCACCAGGCAUUUUCUAGAGAUACAGACAACUACACACCAUCAUUGUUAUGAAGAUGAUGAUUGUUAUCAUGAUGAUGAACACCCACAUCAUCAUGACCAUGAUCAUUUCAUAAGAGAAUCAUCAUCAUCAUCACCACCUCCGCUACUUAUGUCACCUCAUGAUUAUUGCACAUCGAUUGGUCAUGGAAUCGUUGCUUGUAGCAGUAGUGGUCUAUUGACCACGACGACAACAACGAUAGCAACCGGAACCAUGACAGCAUCCACAACGAUAACCAAUAUUUCACCAGUGCCUCCACAUGCCCAACAACCACCUCCUUCUACACUUUUUCUUCCAUCAACAUCACAUCACCAAUUACAACAACCGAAUCUACUUUCUCAUCAAUCGAAUUUUUCUUCGGCCCAUUCAUCAUCUUCAUCGAUAUCGACAUUCGGCCAACAACAACAACAACAGCAACAAAAUUGUGGUGGCCUACCAUUGGUUGCACAUCCAAUUCGUGAUAGACCUAUACGCCAUUCUCAUCAUGAUGAUAAUGAUUGUACCAUUAUCACCAAUAACACUUUGAUUGACACUAACAAUAAUAAUCAUCACAACUAUGAUGAACAGGAUGAGGACGAUCCAACAAAACGAGCAUCAAUUUGAUUAUAACAAUAACGAUAUAAGAAAUGAUCCCUAUCUAAUGAUGAUUGAUGGAUAUGAAUAGCCGUCCGGAUUUGGCAGAAUUCCAUGUUUUGAUAUCGGUUUAAGCCAUAUAUGCUUCUAAUGAAUCGAAUAAUGUUUCAUUAAUGGAAAUCACAGUAAAGAAUAAUCAAAACUUGUGGCUAUAUAAAUGAAGUGAUGGCAUAUCCAAAAACCGAAUCGGAAGUAGAUAUUAAUCUCUUCACAAUGGUUUUUUUUGCACAAUGAUAUAUAAUGAAUAUAUGAGAAUGACAUUCGAACAAAUACAGAACUAUAUGAUAUUGAAGCUGCUGUAUUAUACAUUCUUUAUAGACAAAAAAAAAUCAUCACGAUUACGGCCAUACUAUAGUCAACCGAUCAAAAUGUAUCGAUCAUGUAUGUAUGGACGACAGCUGUUUUGUUUCUUUGAUAAUUUUUUUUUCUAUUCAUAAUUUUUUUUUUUGUUUCAUCAUUGUUAUUGAUGCUGGUUGUUUUUUUUUGUUAAUCUGUUAUUCUGUUUUUCAAAAAUCAAAUUGUUGGCUAUCUUAUAAUAUGUAAGAAACAAACACAAAUAAAUAAAUAAAGUUUAGAAACCAUCA